Messenger RNA from Thamnophis sirtalis, 1797 nucleotides. The record is from RefSeq and is a predicted model, not a curated record. NCBI's taxonomy places the organism in Eukaryota, Metazoa, Chordata, Lepidosauria, Squamata, Natricidae.
UUCCUCCCCUUCCCCUCCAGCCUUGUAUGGACUGUGUAGUUCUCCUUGCCUGCCGCCAUGGGGAAGAUGCUAUCCAAGAUCUUUGGUAACAAGGAGAUGCGGAUUUUGAUGCUGGGCCUGGAUGCCGCCGGCAAGACCACCAUCCUCUACAAGCUGAAGCUGGGCCAGCCCGUCACCACCAUCCCCACCGUGGGCUUCAACGUGGAGACGGUGACUUACAAGAACGUCAAGUUCAACGUUUGGGACGUGGGGGGUCAGGACAAGAUCCGUCCCCUCUGGAGACACUACUACACCGGUACUCAAGGGUUGAUCUUUGUGGUGGACUGCGCCGACCGGGAUCGGAUCGACGAAGGCCGGCAGGAGCUCCACCGCAUCAUCAACGACCGCGAGAUGCGGGACGCCAUCAUCCUGGUCUUCGCCAACAAGCAGGACCUCCCGGACGCCAUGAAACCUCACGAGAUCCAGGAGAAACUCGGGCUCACGCGCAUUAGGGACAGGAAUUGGUACGUCCAGCCGUCGUGCGCGACGUCGGGAGAAGGACUCUAUGAAGGCUUAAUGUGGCUGACGUCUAACUACAAGUCGUAAUUCUGGAGCCGGAGAGCUAAACUCGAGAACAGGCGCGCGCAAACCUCCUCCCUAACCGACGAGUUCUUCAAACCUUCCUUCUAUUCCUGCUGUUCCCCUCCAUCUCUUCAACUCUUCCCCCCCAACUCCUGGCAGAGGACCUCACCAUCCAAGGUGGAGGCCUUGGAAGAUUCGGUUGCUUCUCUCUCUCCCUCCCUCCCUCCUUCGAUUUCUGUGGAUGGAACAGUGGAGGGGAGGGGGGGGUCCUUUGGCCCCCACCCCAUUGAUCCAUCGCUACCUACCUGCACCCCUUUGGAACGUUCCUCCCCCCCCCCCAGCCCUCCGAACUCAGGUGUCUUCCGAAUGAGUCGAAUCCAAGCCAAAGGGAAGACCCUUCGUGAAGAGCGUUGGCUGAGACCGAUUUCCAGGAGCUCUUGUGUUCACUCGGGGGGUGGCCGUGUUCUCCCCCUCUCCCCGCCCACCUUUUAAAGGUGGGGAAGCUUGGCACUUCUCAGGAACUUGAGUUUGCUCCGCCGCGGCCUCUCGGAGGGCCGUCCUCCCGCUGGGGCGCACCAGGCUGGCAGAUUAGACCCGCCGAGAGCUUCAGGAGGUGCUGCGUUUGGCUUUUGGCGGGGAGGGGAAGCCUCGGUGAGACGGUUGGCUUCCUCCGGUUGCCUCUUCCAGUGGGAACGCCCUGCCCUCUUGCCUUGUCUCGCCUGGCCUCUUUCCUGACCUGUUCCACCUGCUUGGGGGAAGACAAGGCCAGGCAUGCCUAGCGCCCGACCGAACCCGUUUUGCCCGCUGCCGGGAGGAGGGAGUGGAGUGGAAGCCGCCAUGCUCUAUUGGCGACUGUCUCGUCCCCAGAUUCCUGCCUACGGAUUUUUUGGAGAUCUGUCCCUCCCCUCCCGUAAAGGUGGGGCGUUCGCAACUCCAGUGGGACCACAACGGAGGGGUGUCUGUUACAUUCCUUGAGCGGCUCUUUCGCGAAUGCAGACUCUGCUCCCAUAUCGGAGAGAACGCUUCUCCCAGUCCUCCUGCGAUGGCCGUCUUCGCUCCUUAGGAUGCCACCCUCUUUCCAGAGCUUGGCAGCAUGAUGGGGCUCAACCGGGUGAAUUGGAACAAGGGCCCAUCCUUGGGAAUAUACCUCUCUUUGCCCGCGGGGCAUGUUGGGGGCUGCGUCUUGUUCACGCACCCACACCCAGGUGCGUGCGGGACGUCAUUUCUUGAGAACAA